CCGGGAUUGGCCUGAUGGAGAUGUCGUCACUUCCGUCUGCACCCUUAUUGGUUACCGGAGCAGACCCCGCCCCGCAGCGGAAGCGCGGUAAACCCCGUUUGUUCGGUGGAGACAGAAAAGCGACGGCGAGAUGGAGGUGGACGUCCUGGAGUUCAAGGUUCCUGUGGAGAAUAAUAAGACUCUGUUUGUGUGGGACAUCCAGCCGUCUCACACUGAGGCUCAAAUCUACGACGGGUUGGACGCCGUGUUCUCGUCCUUCGGGCCGCUCUACCUGCUGAAGGUGUGUCCUAACGCUCCGCUCAACCCGCCCGGCUUCUACGCCCUCAUCAAGUUCUACUCUGCUGCUCAGGCCUCAAAGGCACAACGGCAGACUGACGGGCGCUCGCUGUUCCAGAGCUCUCCCCUCAAGGUCAUCCCCUCACAGGCUUUCAACACAUGGACUUCUUCUUCUUCUACUGUGAGGCUGAGCUCCAAACAGACUCCUCACUUCCUGUCUGACAGCAGCAGACCUCUGAGCCACGCCCGCUGCCUGGAACUGGCCAAUCACUGCCUGGGAUUCGACGGCUGGACCUCUGACAUCAUCACACUGAAGGAGCUCAGCGACGAGGAGGAGGAGGAGGAGGAGGAGGAGGGUGGAGGCAGAAGGAGGAGGCUGAGGUUCGGCUGUCUGCUGCAGCUCUCCUUCCCUCAUCACGGACAGACGACCAGAGCAGCAGCAGUGGUGGAGGACAGCUUCACCUGCACAGGUCCAGAUGUUCUGCUACAGAAACGCUGUAAGCUGCAGAGGGGGGUCAGAGAGAAAGCUCUGGUCCAGGCCUUCGCUGCGGUGCUGCUCAUACUGCUAGGUAACGGUAAAGUGAUGGUGGAGGUGAAGCAGACCUCAGAUCAGCUCCUGCCUGAGCAGACUGAAGGAGUCCUCCAGGUGAGGGAGUUUGCUCCUGAGGAGGAGGACGAGGAUGAAGAGUGGGAUCUGACUGUAUCAUAGAGGAUUGUGAGCAGUCAACAGUGGUGCAUCAUGGGAAUCAUCAGCAGGGGUCGCUGUGACAGCUUCAUAUUAAUGUUUUGCUAACUGAACUUAAUGAAUGGAAAACACGAACCGUGACGAUGCUGAAGCUGUUUAUUGUACAGAAAGCAGCAGAAACCAGCGGACAUUAACUCAGUGUUUCACACUGAAUAAAUGCAGCGGCGUGUGAAGAUGAAGGAGGCGCUUCUCGUCCAGCUGUACAGAUGUUGACCGCCGUUCAUCUAGCCGAAAUUCUGCAGCAACGUCUUCCCCCCAGCUGGUGUCACGUUCAGGGUCCCCCCGACCACCAGGAAGCCCUGCACACAACACGGGUCAGGAAGCAGCGGCGUGUUAGCGUGUUAGCGGUCAGGAAGUACAGAGGAAGUUACUGGGCAGACAGGUGACGGCUCAUAAUGCAGGAUAAAGGUUCGUUUGUGAAAACAGGAAUAUUGGAGACUGUAGUAAGUUAAAUAUAAUACAUCAGGACUGUGGUAGUAAACAAGUAUUUAGUGUGUUUUUAUGGAUUUUGUACAUUAGCAUAGUUGUUUUGUUGUAUUUACGGGUCACUUCCAUACAUGUUGUAAUAUAUAAACAUGCUGUUCUUUGAAUAAGUUGUCUGAAGUGUUUUUUACUUUGAUUAAAAAUGAAAUCUCCUCCCUCGCGGAACAA
This is a messenger RNA of Siniperca chuatsi (mandarin fish), 1672 nucleotides long. RefSeq names its product RAD52 motif containing 1 (gene rdm1). Bases 131 to 985 code for a protein of 284 amino acids. Gene Ontology annotation, cellular component: nucleolus. Lineage: Eukaryota; Metazoa; Chordata; Actinopteri; Centrarchiformes; Sinipercidae. The record is from RefSeq and is a predicted model, not a curated record. The transcript has 8 exons. Gene Ontology annotation, molecular function: RNA binding.